UCCCUGUGUGCUGUAAUCACUCGAGCGCUCUACCACAACAACACUUUCUCCUCACCUUUCAGGCGACGACAGAAACACCGUGAUGAAAACCAGCGUUCUUAAAGCAGUGGCCGCGCUUGUUGCGCUGACUGUGAUGACGUGUCCGGUGGAUGCGAAAAGUAGGACUGGAGCAGCGGGUCAUCGUGACGUGGCAGUCAACGAUGGUGAUCUCCGGAUCGCCGUGAACACGAAGUUUGAUCAUAUCUUCGCCGACAUGCGCCAAGACAUCGCUAACAGCGGACUUGAUCCCUUGCCUCUUGCAUCGGACGAAGACUUCUUCACCGUCACCUUGUUUAACCAGUCGAUGAACGGCAGCGUAUGGGUAGGUGAUGGUUCCGUGCGAGGUCUUGGCACCAUCCAUAGGACGGGUAACAUGAGUCUGGACUACGGCCUCCUGGAUAACGAGCUCAUCGUGGCUGGGGAGGUCGGCCUCACAGGCCUCGAGGUUACGUACUCGACGAGAACAGAGGUCGGAUUGAUGGGGUCGCAUUUCACAUUCAUUUUCGGUUUUCCAUACUUGAGCGUCAACUUCAAGACUGAUGUAUUUAUCUCACAAGCUAACCUGACACUCGAAUACUGCUUCAUCGAAGACUUCAGUUACUCGCACUUGGACCUGAAAGGAGUUGGUCCUGCUGACACGCCGGUGUACAUGCUGCUUGUAAAUAUGUUGCUACAGUUGCUCAACGACGGUGUUCAAGCAGCAGUCGAGACCGAAGUGUGUGAUUUGAUACAUCAAGCCGUGACAGGCAGUGCAUCUGUGCUGUUCUGAUGACCCACCGCAGGCAACGCACGCUUCUUUCUCAGCAAAGAAACUCUUCGAAAUUUUAUGGGAACUUCAGCUUACAUAAUAAAGUUCCAAAAGCACA
Hyalella azteca is the source of this 905-nucleotide messenger RNA. RefSeq lists its product as uncharacterized. The record is from RefSeq and is a predicted model, not a curated record. The transcript is spliced from 7 exons. NCBI's taxonomy places the organism in Eukaryota, Metazoa, Arthropoda, Malacostraca, Amphipoda, Hyalellidae. The coding region runs from base 83 to 808 and encodes 241 amino acids.